GUCAACGACAACGGCGUUUUUCUAGCAAGAGACCAGAUAUCACGAACAAGCAAAUAUGUCCGCUCAACAGUCUGUCGGGAUUCAAACACUACUUGAUGCCGAACGAGAGGCGCAGAAGAUAGUCCAAAAAGCCAGAGAGUACCGAACAAAGCGGGUCAAGGAUGCACGAAGUGAAGCACAGAAGGAGAUAGAUGAAUACAAGAACCAGAAGGAAGAAGAGUUCAAGAAGUUCGAGAAGGAGCACUCAAGCGGAAACGAGAAGGCUGAGGAGGAUGCUAAAAAGGACACCGAUGGCAAAGUGAAAGAGAUCGAGGCGAUUGGCAAAAAGAGCGGAGGGAGCGUCGUUGACCAGCUACUAAAAUGCGUGACGGAACCACAACCUGAAGCCCCUGCUUCAUGAUUGCUCAUGACCAGAGACAUAUCAGGUUCGCUCUUCAUCAAAGAAUAGACUCGUUUACUUCGGAAUAGCUACCACAGUUGAUAUUGCAUCUCUUACUCUGAGGAUCACUCACUGCGAUGUAAAGCUUGUCACCCAGACCUCACUUUGUACUCAAGUUGUCGUCAGCAUUCCUAUCUCACUCAGUCGCUCCCCAGGUGUACAAUAUAGAACUGGACUUUACGGCAUUUGAACCAUUACCCACACAAUGAAUGGCCUUCUGGUGACAGGAGGCAAAAAUAAGGCUACUUGGUGUACAUCUCUGUACACCCAGGUAUAAAUGAGAACGAGCCGCCUCUUCCCGCCACUCAUGUGGCUCAAGUGCCUGCGAGAAGUAGAGAUUCUUCGGGCCAAGGUAACGGUCCAGGCGGCGGGUAAAUUUUAGGGGGGCCCUACUCUUAGCCGCGCGCUAUUACGUAACUCUAUAUAAGAUAGCUACUAGAA
Pseudovirgaria hyperparasitica is the source of this 880-nucleotide messenger RNA. Its product is annotated as V-type ATPase. The transcript has 6 exons. Gene Ontology annotation, cellular component: vacuolar proton-transporting V-type ATPase complex. Lineage: Eukaryota; Fungi; Ascomycota; Dothideomycetes; Acrospermales; Acrospermaceae. Gene Ontology annotation, biological process: proton transmembrane transport. The coding region runs from base 56 to 400 and encodes 114 amino acids. The record is from RefSeq and is a predicted model, not a curated record. Gene Ontology annotation, molecular function: proton-transporting ATPase activity, rotational mechanism.